Messenger RNA from Penicillium canescens, 351 nucleotides. RefSeq lists its product as uncharacterized. The transcript has 3 exons. The coding region runs from base 1 to 351 and encodes 116 amino acids. Lineage: Eukaryota; Fungi; Ascomycota; Eurotiomycetes; Eurotiales; Aspergillaceae. The record is from RefSeq and is a predicted model, not a curated record.
AUGCAACCUGUGGACUCCCACCAUGGAUGGGGUCUAUAUUACCCACCGAUCGGCUGCCCCGCCAAGCCACUGUUACAAGUGGCAUAUUCAGAAUCAGCGAAGAAGCUGGAAUCUGAUGUGAAGUCUUGGCUAAAUCCCGGGGAAGAGGGCGCCAAUGUGACACUGACGCUUCAGAUAGACCCAACAAAGCCUACCAGAGAGCGCGUCACAAGACAUUCUAUGCAAUCGAGAGGGAUUGAGAACACACAGAUAAUUAUCCUGAAAAGUGAUGACGAACAUGUCAAAGUCAGCUGUGAUCCUCUGGUGAUCCCAUUCGACUUGAUUUUUCGACGGAAACCAAUUGGUGGAUAG